AUGGGUAACUUCAGCCUGGAUCAGUACACGGCCCUGAUGACAGACUAUGACAGGGAGAUAACCAACAUUGUGUUUUUCGCUGUCGUCAUUAACUUAAUUAGCAUCUUUGGAUCUGUAGCCAACGUCAUCAACAUUGCUGUUUUUAUAAAACAGGGUUUCCAGGACACGGUUAACAUCAGCUUCCUGGCCUUGACCUUGUCUGACCUUGGCAGUCUGCUGACCAUGGUGGCCGUGGGUGUGACCAUUCUGGUAGGUUCUGUGUGGCCCGAGGCGCCGAUGGUCAAAGAGGACGUGGCAUACCUCAUCGGAGACAAACACGUGAUUAAACCUGUGUCUAUGUUUACCACCACAGCCGCCCCCCACGCGGCGUUCCUCCGCAUCAGUUGGCUGAUCACCACCUUCAUCACCAUCGAGAGGUGUCUGUGUGUCACCAUUCCGCUCAAGGUCAAACACAUCAUCACUGCCACCAGAACCAUCAUCGCUAUGGUGAGCAUCUACCUCUGUGUUUUUCUCGGUACCUCCCCGUUUUUCGUUUCCAGUGCCCUCACCAACGUGUUCAACACAGCGACCAACGCCACCAAACUCACGAGAACAUUCCACGCGGAUGUGUACUACACGGACGGCAUCGGGUACAACUUCACCGUGUCGGUGCAGUUCGGCUGCAUCAUCGUGGAUCUUUUAUCAACGCUGGUCAUUAUCCGACAGAUGCAGGUCAAGUGGAAGUGGAGGCUGGAGUCCACGUCUGCUAGCGCCAGUGACCGUUUGUCAUUGAGGGACAAGAAGUUGGUCAAGAUGGUGCUGGCCAUCUUGUGUGUGUUCAUCGCGUGCUUGAUUCCCAGCUGCACCAGCUUCGUGUGCGAGCUGGUCUACGGCUACAUGUUCAACAUCACCGGACCCAACUACAACAUCUUUAUUUGUGCUAGCUCCGUCAUCAUCACGUUCGAGGUGGCGCACAGUUCUGUCAAUAUUUUCAUCUACUACAAUAUGAGUGCUAAGUACAACGCCACUUUUAAACAAAUCUUCUUCAAGUGCGAUCAAAGGUAA
Molecule: messenger RNA, 1044 nt
Organism: Physella acuta
Lineage: Eukaryota; Metazoa; Mollusca; Gastropoda; Physidae
Biological process (GO): G protein-coupled receptor signaling pathway
Cellular component (GO): membrane
Molecular function (GO): G protein-coupled receptor activity
Source: RefSeq, a predicted model, not a curated record